ACACACCAACACUCACAUACAAAGACAUUAUGUAUUCAAUUUUACAAUAUUAAUCGAAUCAAAAAAAGAAAUUCGUAUAAGAAAAAAGAAAAACCACAAAGUUUCAUUGCUAUUAAUUGAACCAUUUUCUUGAAAUACAAGAGCAAAAUCUGAGUUAGGAGGAAUACAAUGAGCUUCUUCCCUCGGUCAGCCUCAUCAUUCAGAUCCUUCUUCUGCUCGUUUGACCAGUUCCCCGUCUCUUCAUCGCCAACUCUUGGUAAAAUUAAUCGGUUCAUUCCGUUGUACUUCAUAUCUAGAUAUACUCUAUUAUUAGCAAAGCAAGAAAUAAAAUACCCGCCAUUUUCGGUUUUAUGUUAUCAUCGAAUUAGUCAUCCACCUCUCAAAAUGAAAUUGAUCAUCUCUGCUUGGAAGAAUCUAGGGUUUUACAAUGUUAUUAUGAUCAUCCACCAUGGAAGAUGGCUAAAAACCACAUUCAUCCUUUCUCAACAUUAACAUCCUUAUCAAAAUUCCGUCCUCAUCGUCCUUCAUUAAUCUCUGUUAUACCUACAAAAGAACCUAGUUGGUAUUGGCCACUUCCAGUUUUCGAACCUGGUGGAGGAUUUGUUGCAAUAUGGAAUCGUACGUUCCUGGUUAUAUGUUUCUUUGCAUUGUUUCUAGAUCCAUUGUAUUUUUAUCUACCUUAUGUUGGUGGCCCGGCUUGUUUACAAAUGGAUAUUACAUUACAAGUUGCUCUUACGACGUUAAGAUCCUUGGCGGAUUUAUCUUAUUUGUUUCAUGUCUUGAUAAAAUUUAGAACGGCUUUUGUUGCACCAAGUUCUAGAGUUUUUGGUAGAGGUGAGCUUGUUAAGGAUCCAAGGGAAAUUGCUUUGAGGUAUUUGAAGUCUGAUUUCUUGAUUGAUCUUGCUGCAACUCUUCCUCUUCCUCAGAUUGUCAUAUGGGUUAUCAUGCCAGCUGUGAGAAGCUCGACAGCUGAUCAUGCUAACAACACUCUUGCGCUGAUUGUUCUCAUUCAGUAUGUUCCCAGAUUGUUUCUCAUUUUCCCUUUGAACCGAAGGAUCAUCAAAACUACUGGGGUUGUUGCUAAGACUGCUUGGGCCGGAGCUGCUUACAAUCUUUUGUUAUACAUGUUAGCCAGUCAUGUAUUAGGAGCAUCCUGGUAUCUCUUGGCUGUUGAGCGGCAGCACACCUGCUGGAAACUUCAGUGCCUGAAGGAGGAAACCAGAAAUUCUAUGUUGUCUUGUGACCCUAUGUUUUUGGAUUGUAGCACUAUAAAUUGGCCUCAACGGCAAACUUGGUUGAACGUGACUGGUGUCCUUGCUACUUGUGAUGUUAGCAAUCCUGAGAUCAGCUUCAAGUAUGGGAUGUUCGAGGAUGCUUUUUCUAAUGAAGUUGUAUCGGCACAUAGAGUUGAGAAGUAUUUUUAUUGCCUUUGGUGGGGUCUGAAAAAUUUAAGCUCAUAUGGUCAGAACUUGUCAACGACCACUUAUAUUGGAGAGACAUCAUUUUGCAUUCUAAUCUGUAUUGUGGGUCUGGUCCUAUUCUCACACUUGAUUGGUAACAUGCAGAGCUAUCUCCAAUCUAUGACGGUGAGAGUGGAAGAAUGGAGAAUUAAGCGAAGAGAUACGGAGGAGUGGAUGAGGCAUCGGCAACUACCUCUUGAGCUGCAAGAACGUGUUCGGCGGUUUGUUCAGUAUAAAUGGCUUGCCACAAGAGGGGUAGAUGAAGAAUCCAUUUUGCGUUCCCUGCCUUUGGAUCUUCGUCGUGAAAUUCAAAGGCAUCUAUGUCUUGCUCUUGUGCGCCGUGUUCCUUUUUUCUCACAAAUGGAUGAUCAACUAUUGGAUGCCAUAUGUGAACGGCUAGUCCAAUCCUUGAGCACGCUAGACACCUACAUUGUUCGUGAAGGUGAUCCUGUCAACGAGAUGCUUUUUAUCAUACGUGGGACUUUAGAAAGUUCCACAACCAACGGAGGAAGGUCAGGUUUCUUCAAUUCCAUCACUCUUAAACCUGGGGAUUUUUGUGGUGAAGAAUUGUUGACAUGGGCGCUAAUGCCUAACUCUAGCCUCAACCUUCCAUCCUCGACUCGUACUGUACGCUGUCUUGGUGAAGUUGAAGCCUUUGCGCUCAGAGCGGAAGAUCUCAAAUUUGUCGCGGGUCAAUUCAAACGACUUCACAGCAAGAAACUCCAACAUGCUUUCAGGUAUUAUUCACACCAAUGGAGAACAUGGGGAGCUUGUUUUAUACAAGCUGCAUGGAGGAGAUACAAGAAAAGGAAACUAGCUAAGGAACUGGCAAGACAUGAGAGUAUGUUCUACAUGCCGAAUCCAGAUCAAGAAUAUGGUUAUGAUGAUGAUGGCGCGUACGAGGAGUAUCACGUUGGUGUGGCCGAAGAGGGUACUCCAUUGAUUGAUAGUGGAUCAAAUACUCAACCACAUCUUGGAGCCACAAUUCUGGCUUCUAAAUUUGCUAAGAAUACAAGAAGAGUUGUUAAUCAAAAAGUACAGGCCAAUGAUCCAGCUUCUACAAGCUUAAAAAUGCCCAAAUUGUUUAAGCCAGAGGAACCAGAUUUCUCAGCAGAUGAUGUAUGAGUUUGAGUGAGUAAAAGUGAGUUUCAAUGGUGGAUUCAGAAGGUUUAGUUAGGUGUUGUUCUUAGUUCCCAUCUUUGUUUUUGUAUAGUUCAGUGUAUUAGUGAGGUUAAUAUACUAACUUUCGUAAACUAUAUACCCUGCUUUGUUUUCUUUAAUUCUUUCUGGCUUAUAC
Messenger RNA from Papaver somniferum (opium poppy), 2757 nucleotides. Its product is annotated as cyclic nucleotide-gated ion channel 18-like. Gene Ontology annotation, molecular function: voltage-gated potassium channel activity. The coding region runs from base 456 to 2585 and encodes 709 amino acids. Gene Ontology annotation, biological process: potassium ion transport; transmembrane transport. The transcript is spliced from 6 exons. Lineage: Eukaryota; Viridiplantae; Streptophyta; Magnoliopsida; Ranunculales; Papaveraceae. The record is from RefSeq and is a predicted model, not a curated record. Gene Ontology annotation, cellular component: membrane.